This is a messenger RNA of Microtus ochrogaster (prairie vole), 1911 nucleotides long. RefSeq names its product cation channel sperm associated 1 (gene Catsper1). Gene Ontology annotation, biological process: flagellated sperm motility; calcium ion transport; transmembrane transport. The record is from RefSeq and is a predicted model, not a curated record. Gene Ontology annotation, cellular component: CatSper complex; membrane. Bases 1 to 1911 code for a protein of 636 amino acids. Lineage: Eukaryota; Metazoa; Chordata; Mammalia; Rodentia; Cricetidae. The transcript is spliced from 14 exons. Gene Ontology annotation, molecular function: voltage-gated calcium channel activity; calcium-activated cation channel activity.
AUGGACGAGGCUCAUCGUGAGGCACACGCUGCUAGAACGGAUUCAGGCCAUCACUUCCACUCACCACACUCCCACGUCCACUACAGACCAGACCACAGUGGAGUCCACUAUCCUUGGGAGCCCCCUCACCCUCCGUCUCACUAUCAUGGCGGAUUUCACCACCCAAAUGAAUCCCAGCACUUCCGCGAGUCCUCAGACUCUCAAGAUGGUGCCUUCUUCCAUCAGUCCCAUCACUAUAACAAAUCCCGCCUCUCCACAGCAUCUAACAGUCCCAAGAUGGAUCUCAUCCCCACACUGAGUCCCACCACCAUCACAGACAGUCCCAACAUUACUAUCAUCGAGGUAGUGAGGCUUCCUCCCACUUCUCUACUGCGUCAUCCAGCAGAAAGGAUGCUUCCCACCAGGGGAGAUCCCAUGAAUCCCAUCACCAAGCCCACCAAGACAGCAGGCAUCAACCUACUGAAUCCCAACACCACGAAAAGCCACCUCAUUCUGAAGAGAGCCCCUCCCACGAGUCCUUUGAGGGGUCCUCCAAGCAGGGAAGACAUCACCACCAUGGCGGCCAUCAUACAGGCCCCCAAGCCACCCAUCGCCAUGAAGUCCCACAGCACCUUCGGCGUCUCCCCUUCUCGUAUGGGGGCCAAAAGCUCAGUCUUCAGUGUUCCUCGCUCCCACUUGACAAGUCGAUCGGGCACCUCUCAUGUUUCCAGCAGAAUCCAUCCCAAGGAGAGCUCCAGAGAAUCCGACUCCUGGAGUGAAGAUGACCACAUUCAGAAGCGCAAGAGGACACAGCGGACCCACAAGAAAAUGCGUUCUGGGAAUAUCUUCCAAUUGAUUUGGGGGAAAAUAUGUCGCCUCAUUUGGGGUCUCCGGCAAAUGAUGAUGUCACUGACUCAGUCCCUGGGCUUUGAGACCUUCAUCUUCAUCGUGGUCUGCCUUAACACAGUCGUCCUUGUGGCCCAGACCUUCACUGAGCUAGAGAUCAGAGGUGAAUGGUACUUCAUGGUCUUGGACUCCAUUUUCCUCUCGAUCUACGUAAUAGAAGCCGUGCUCAAGCUAAUUGCCCUGGGCCUGGAGUAUUUUUAUGACCCAUGGAACAAUCUGGACUUCUUCAUCAUGGUCAUGGCGGUGCUGGACUUUGUGCUUAUCCAGAUCAACUCCCUAUCCUACUCGUUCUACAACCACAGCCUGUUCCGGAUCCUCAAAGUCUUCAAGAGCAUGCGGGCUCUGAGGGCCAUCCGGGUUCUUCGGAGGCUCAGCAUCCUCAACAGUCUCCACGAGGUGACAGGGACUCUGAGCGGAUCUUUGCCGUCAAUUACAGCCAUCCUGACCCUCAUGUUCACCUGCCUCUUCCUCUUCUCUGUGGUGCUCCGAGCGUUGUUCCGGAAAUCGGACCCCAAGCGUUUCCAGAACAUCUUCACCACCCUGUUCACCCUCUUCACUAUGCUCACCUUGGAUGACUGGUCCCUCAUCUACAUGGACAGCAGGGCCCAGGGGGCCUGGUAUAUCAUCCCCAUCCUCAUGAUCUACAUCAUCAUCCAGUACUUCAUUUUCCUCAACCUGGUGAUUGCUGUCCUGGUAGAUAACUUCCAGAUGGCGCUUCUCAAAGGCCUGGAGAAAGUGAAGCUGGAGAAAGCUGCCCGGGUCCACGAGAAGUUGCUGGAUGACUCUCUGACAGAGCUCAACAAAACAGAUGCUGAGGCCCAGAUGAGCGACAGUGCCUUGCAGGCACAGUUUAUUGAGAGGAUGUUCAGCACCAUGACAGAGAGGCAGCGGGAGCUCCACUUCCAGUACCUACAGUUGGUGGCAUCGGUGGAGCAGCACCAGCAGAAGUUUCGUUCCCAAGCAUCUGUCAUCGAUGAGAUUGUCGACACUGCAUUUGAGGCUGGAGAAGAGGAUUUCGGGAAAUGA